Molecule: messenger RNA, 2342 nt
Organism: Eublepharis macularius
Lineage: Eukaryota; Metazoa; Chordata; Lepidosauria; Squamata; Eublepharidae
Gene: DYNLL2
Product: dynein light chain LC8-type 2
Exons: 3
Coding region: 273-542 (89 amino acids)
Biological process (GO): cilium assembly; microtubule-based process
Cellular component (GO): cytoplasmic dynein complex
Molecular function (GO): dynein light intermediate chain binding; dynein intermediate chain binding
Source: RefSeq, a predicted model, not a curated record
ACCAGGGCAGCCCGCCAGCAGCCAGAGCAGGCGCGCCGGGGAGGACAGCCGAGCCGAGCGGGACGGAGCGGAGGGCGCCGGCGCUGCUGCUGCGACUGCCUUUGCUGCGCUGAGUAAGCGGCCGCCAGCCCAGCCCAGCCGCCCGGCGCUUCUGCAGCGGGAGGAGGCGAGAGACGGGGCGCGCCGCGGGGGCUCGACGCCGCGCAACCUUCGGGGGCCGGAUCCUUUGCUUCGUCGACGGGAGGCUUUGCCCAGCACUGUGAAGGUCCAUCAUGUCUGACAGAAAGGCCGUGAUCAAGAAUGCGGACAUGUCUGAGGAUAUGCAGCAGGAUGCUGUCGACUGCGCCACGCAGGCCAUGGAGAAGUACAACAUCGAGAAGGACAUUGCAGCAUACAUUAAAAAGGAAUUUGACAAGAAAUACAAUCCCACUUGGCACUGCAUCGUGGGCAGGAAUUUUGGCAGCUAUGUAACGCACGAGACAAAGCACUUCAUCUAUUUCUACUUGGGCCAGGUCGCAAUCCUCCUCUUCAAAUCGGGAUAGGAGGCUGGUGGCGGUGAGGGGACACGGCAAGCGAGGGACCCGGACUGUGGUGUGCUGAAGGCAGGGAGUGCGCAGACUUCCUCUACCAUGGCUGUGCCACUGCAUGGACUGUAUACUAUAUUUAAUGUGUAUAUGUUGCAGUAAUACACCUAAAUUCUCUUUUGGUUGCCUGGGGGACGAAAGGCAGUCUCUCUCUUUUCUAAUUAUUUCCUGGGUUACUGCUUUUUUCUUCUUCUUUUUUUGUUCCUUUGCAAUAGGGAGAACUGUAAAUGCUUCAACAAUGGCCUUUCAGUGGGAAAAGGAAUAAAUAAAACAAACUUUAAUUCCACAAAGACAUCUCUUGGUGGUGUUAAUGUUUCUUGAAGCCGAACUUAAGCAAACCAAAACCAAAUGUUCUCACGAGGGGUUGAAUCAGACCGAGGUAUUUACCCACGUUUUUCUUUAUUGGGCCCCUGAAGAUUGUGUGACGCUCCUGCUCUAAGCCACCUUGGUAGUGAAAGGGAUGGGGGGCCAGAGAGGGCCUGUAUGCAGCUUCCAGUCUGAAUUUGCUUUGCAUUCCAAAGUCUUGUCUCCCAACACAAAUCUGGAACUGGGCUGGUGUUUCGUCAUCAUGUUCGGUCUUCUAAAUAGAUUCAAUUGGCCUUGGAUAAAUCUUGCUCCCUGUCCAUACCCCGCAAGUUGCCUUGUCUCUGCACUGGGAAUACACUUGGGGGGGUGUGGUGCAGAUGACAAGGCUCGUGUCUUUCAUGACGCCAGGCUGCUGUGAUCGGCCUCUUUUCUCUCCAUCCCUGUUUGAGUCAACAUUGCCUUAUUGCAGCUUACUUCCGACAACUGUUGUGUGGGAAGAUCUGUUAAAAAUCAGUGGCUUGAUGUCGUGUAGGUGCACUGUGUGGUUUUUUUUUUGUGGUGGGGGGGGGGAGACAACUGUUGGGUAGAGGCCAAUUCAAAAAUCUCCCUACCCCCCCUUAACAUAAGCCGGCAGAAACAGUCAAGCCAGUAGCAAAACUUCCAUCGUAGAAAACACGCCUGCUUCUAAAACUGAGAAGCUGUCUCUGAUAGGCUGCGUUGAUGUCAUCCUUAAUGUAUAGUUUAACCUCUGUUCUAUUGCUAAGGUGUGGAAUUGGCUGUCUCUGUUUUUUUUCUGUGAGUUCAUCCUCAAAAUGCACAAUGCAGUGAUAGCUUUAGCAGAAAUUGGGUGCUUCUGCUGUCAAGAGCCUAUAAAUUUGAGCUUAGGUAGAUUUUUUUUUUCUAAAACUGGGCAUGGGUGGGGACUAGAAAUAGCAUCUGUGAGUUAGAACCACCCCAGAACACAGAUCGGGAAACUCUUUCCAUCUGUCGGCUUGUAUGUCAUGCCUUGGGCAGGGGUUCCGAUUUCUUUUGGAAGACCCAAGCUGUCUAGUUCUGACAGAAGUUCUCCUUGUGUCUGCAAAAUCCCAAAUAUGCCUCAAACCUUGUACAAAAUCUCAGUCAAACCAUCUUGUUAAAAAAAUAAAAUAAAAUUAGAGGUUGAUGUAGCUGUUGUAUUUCAUGUUGACUUCAGUCUCCAACCUGAUGGAGGGUGUCAGGAAAGGUGAUGUGCCUCAGAUUAAACCAGGGCUCUCUAUUUAUGUCCUAAGAAUUCCAGUUGACCCGAAAAAGGAGAAUACCUGUCUGUCUUUCCUUUUUCCGUGCAUGAGUCUAACUUGUGAAUAUGUUCACACUUCAUGGAGCGUGCGAAAAGAGAAAAAAAUCCCUAUCUGCAAUUGCUCAAAAUAAACCUUAUUUUUCGAAAACAUUAAAAGGAGUUGACACAUUUAAGAA